GCGUCUGUUUCGUUUUAUGUUUGCAAAACUAUGCACGUUUACGUGCAUGCAUUCCUUAUCAGUCUGUAAACUCUGUGAAGUUCUAGGUCUCAAAUCACACGGUCGAAUAUCUCGGCUGGUUGGAUUAAUCGAUCGAUCCUCAUAAUAUAUCAUAUUAUAUUAUGUUCUUCUGAUGAGCUAAGAUAGCACUUUGUUAUUGUUUUUUUAUUGAUUAUGUUUUGAAUCAUUUUAUUUCAUCUUCAUUUCACAUCUACUGAUUUUUAUUAUUACCUUUUUAAUAUUUCAAAUUUUUCUUUUAUUCUUUAAACAGUCUUUUUAAAAUUUACCAAUUUAUUCCAUUCAUUAAUUUUUCUUUCUUUUUUUUUCUUUCUUUUCUCUUGUUUUAUCCUUCAAUGUUUUCUCAUGAAGCUUUAUCAGUUUCGAAUUUUUACUGGGGUACACAUUUAGGUCAUCACCGGAAAAUUUUCGUUUUUUUUACUACCUUACCUUUCUAGGACUUCAUUCUGUAAACCUUUCUUCCUUAUUUAACAACUUCGACAGUUUUAACACAAAAUAUCUCACCAAAAAUACCAAAGAAGACCAAACAUUACUGAAGAAUUUCUUAAAAUAAGGAAAACAGGCUGAAAAACCUAUAACAACAUCACUUCUACUUUCUCAUUUCAAACAAACGGCGGUCUGAGAGAGAGAGAGAAGAAAAGUUCGAUUGAAAUCGUAUUUUCGUUUAAUCGCAAACUGUAAUUUCCUUGUCCACACCUUACUCGUGGGUUUAUAAGAACACUACAGCCAUGUAUAUUGUAGGCUUAACAGGUGGUAUAGCCUCAGGAAAGACGACUGUCACUGACAUGUUGAGGAAUCUUCGUUGUAAUGUCAUAGACGCUGAAGAAAUUGCCAACCAAAGUAAGUCCUCCACCCUAAAACUAUAUACACCUUCCAAACAACUCUUGUCAAACACCCACAUAUAUUUCUUUUUCAUUAAUUACUUUCUCUUUGAUAUAAAGAAUUUAUUUUACGGGACACUGUUUAAAGAUAUUCAUUAUUAUUAUUAUUAUAUAGUAUAUCAAGGACUACAUACAAUUUCCAGUGCAUCCUUUAUAUUUUUCAUGAUGCUCAAGGUGUCAUGCAGUGAGACUGAACCCAGAACCAUGUCAUUGCUAAGUAAGUUUCUUAACCACAUGGCCAUACCUAAACCUGUAUGUUACUUUUGUAAUAUUUCUUCCUUGUUUCUGCAAUCUAAGAAUUUCUUUGAAUGUCUCCUUUUUAUUCCAGGUCAUCAAUUUGUUAUAAUUAACAUUCCAUUGUUAUAUGAAAAUAAGAUGAUGAUAUCCUACAUGAAAUACACAAUUGUCGUUAACUGCACUGAAAACCAGCAGAUUGAACGGCUCCUGAAACAAGGCGACAUUACAGAAAUGGAAGCCAUGUCUCGGAUUAAGAUUCAGAUGAACUUAUUCAAAAAAAGUGAUCUAGCCACAUUCAUCGUUGACAAUAGCAGCAGUCGUGAGUACACACAGGAACAAGUGGAGCGUAUUGUCCGUCUGUUACGUGCCUCGAAAGCCCAGUGGAAGUCGCGUUCAAUUUUCCUCCUUGGCUUUGUUUCCCUGUCUGUGGCAGCAGCUGCUGUUUACUACACUAAGUUUAAGUAACACUAAUUCCAGCUGCUAGUCUUAAGGGAAAGGGCAGGGUCUGGGAUUCUCUUUGUUUGCGGUGUGGAGCAUCUAAAAAUUUUCUUCCUUUUUUUUUUUUUUUUUUUUUUUAGCAAAGUACCUGUUAUUAGUUAUUUCAAUAAUAGGUUUUGAUGAAACCUAAGGUAGUGUUAAAUAAAGCUAACAUUGUUUCCCUAAUCUCUUUUUAUUAAUUAAUUAAUAAAUUAACUACAUUUCCAGAA
Messenger RNA from Octopus bimaculoides (California two-spot octopus), 1882 nucleotides. Its product is annotated as dephospho-CoA kinase domain-containing protein-like. Gene Ontology annotation, biological process: coenzyme A biosynthetic process. The record is from RefSeq and is a predicted model, not a curated record. NCBI's taxonomy places the organism in Eukaryota, Metazoa, Mollusca, Cephalopoda, Octopoda, Octopodidae. Gene Ontology annotation, molecular function: ATP binding; dephospho-CoA kinase activity.